CCAUGGAAAGUGAACCUUUGUCCAGAAAAAUCUUCACCGUAUGCAAGACUUUGGUACGGAAACUCGUGUUCCGAGUCCUCCGAACCGGACCAAUGCCCUCUCACAUCGCCGUGAUCAUGGACGGGAACCGGAGAUACGCUAAAAGGAACCGCUUAAACGAAGGCGCCGGCCACGACGCUGGUGCUAUGGCCCUCUUCUAUUUGAUCAAUUAUUGCUACGAACUUGGCAUAAAAUACAUCACGGCAUACGCUUUUAGCACCGAUAAUUUCAGGCGGAAGCCGCAGGAAGUAGGGAAAAUAAUGUCGUUGUUGCGGGAAAGCAUCGCGCUACUAACCAAGAUAACGAAGAACCAGCCGGUGAGAGUUCACUUCGCGGGAAACCUCGAGCUCUUGAGCGCGGAACUUAGGGACGGAGCUCGUAAACUCAUGGAGGCGACGGCUGAGUAUUCCAAGAUCGUCGUCACGAUCUGCGUGUGCUACUGUUGCUCGGACGAGAUCCUUCAUUCCGUUGAACAGUCUUGCCUACAAAAGUACUAUAAGCAUAGUUACGUAAGAGAUAGUCACGACGACGAGAACGGCGAGAGGGAUGUAAUAACGUUGGUCGAUAUCGAAAAGCAUAUGUACAUGGCCGUUACACCGGACCCCGACAUCUUGAUCCGCACCGCGCACGAGCACCGGCUAAGCAAUUUCCUUCAAUGGCAGACUAGUUACUGUCAGUUGGCUUCAUUGCCCGUUGAUUUUCCGGAAUUGAAUUCAUGGCAAUUGACGUGGGUGAUUUUGAAUUUUCAGCGAAGCUACAAGUAUUUAGCCAGAAAAAAAUUGCAGCGUUAG
This is a messenger RNA of Hibiscus syriacus, 830 nucleotides long. RefSeq names its product dehydrodolichyl diphosphate synthase CPT3-like. Gene Ontology annotation, cellular component: endoplasmic reticulum. The transcript has a single exon. Gene Ontology annotation, biological process: polyprenol biosynthetic process. The record is from RefSeq and is a predicted model, not a curated record. NCBI's taxonomy places the organism in Eukaryota, Viridiplantae, Streptophyta, Magnoliopsida, Malvales, Malvaceae. Bases 3 to 830 code for a protein of 275 amino acids.